Molecule: messenger RNA, 1789 nt
Organism: Salvia miltiorrhiza (redroot sage)
Lineage: Eukaryota; Viridiplantae; Streptophyta; Magnoliopsida; Lamiales; Lamiaceae
Product: rac-like GTP-binding protein ARAC7
Exons: 8
Biological process (GO): actin filament organization; regulation of cell shape; establishment or maintenance of cell polarity
Cellular component (GO): cell cortex; plasma membrane; cell projection
Molecular function (GO): GTP binding; protein kinase binding; GTPase activity
Source: RefSeq, a predicted model, not a curated record
AACCGUUAUGUAUGAGCGCAUUUUUUGAAAAGAUAACGGUUUUGACAAAAAACCGUUAUCUAUGUACUGUUGUCCAUUGAAAUAGAUAACGGUUUUAGUGAAUCCGUUAUGUAUGAGCGUUAUCUAUUAAUUGCAUACAUAACGGUAUUAUCGAACCGUUAAGCCGACCGUUAUCUAUGAGCGUCUUUUUAUAACGGUUGUUUUAACCGUUAUAUAUGAGUGCUUCAACACUGUUAUGUAUGAGUAUUCUUUACAUUUAUCUUUUAUAUUUUUUUUUUUGAUCUCCUCAAGAUAAUAAAAUCCUAAAAUCCUAAAUCUUCUUCUCUUCGUUCCCGUAAGCCCUAAAAUCCUAAAUCCCAAAAACACCACCUUCAGCCGCCCCACAAAUUCUCCCUCUGGCCUCCGUGGCAACGACGAGAACCCCGCCGCGACUCGCCACCUGCCCCCGCCGCGUCCUUGCUUCCUCUGCCACCCACCGCGGCCCGCCACUCCUCUUUUGUGAUAAAGCCCUAAAUCAAAACUUAAUUCAAAUUCGAGUUCAAUCAAACUCGUCACUCCCCGUCGCUGCUCUGUUCUGUGGCUCUCGAAGUCGCCGGCCGCCGCUGUCCAUACCUCCCCCCCUGAUGAUUCUCGUAUCUCUCUCACUCUUCCCGGCGCAGCAAAUUAGCUCCACUCGUCCCCGACCCAACAAGACAGUAGAUCGAUUCCACUCUGCCCAGUCCCGUCGUUUCCUGCACCACUUCGGAGCUCCGAUGCUCAGCCCUUUCUCGUAUCCCCGCCUCCGACGCGGGUAGCCUUCAGGUCAGGCUGCGGUUACUUCUUUGUCCAUUUGGUUCCAAUAUUGUAGUUCGUACAGCAUGGUUGUAGUAUGUGAAGGGAAAGAGAGAUGCUCCUUCACAUAUUUUGACUUCGAAAACCAAAAAUUUCAUUUAUUUGCUAAAAUAGGGAUCUUGACUUCGAAAACCUGCAUGCUCAUUUGUUAUACCAGCAACAAAUUCCCUACCGAUUAUAUCCCAACAGUAUUUGACAAUUUUAGUGCUAAUGUGGCUGUAGAUGGCAACAUUGUCAACUUAGGACUCUGGGAUACUGCAGGGCAAGAAGAUUACAGCAGGUUGAGGCCACUCAGUUACAGAGGUGCUGACAUUUUUGUGUUGGCUUUCUCUUUAAUUAGUAGGGCUAGCUAUGAAAAUGUCCUCAAGAAGGUAUACAUUUCAUUUCCCCUUUCUGUCUGUGUGUCUUCUUUCUUUCUUGCAUAAGAGCUUCAUUAAUCAUUGGUUACACGUUUUCCCUGUGUAGAUCUCCGGGACGACAUGGGUUAUCUUGCUGAUCAUAUAGGAGGAUCUAACAUCAUCACCACAGCCCAAGGCGAGGAGCUGAGGAAACAGAUUGGUGCAGCAGCUUACAUAGAAUGCAGCUCCAAGACUCAACAGAAUGUGAAAGGUGUUUUUGAUACUGCAAUCAAGGUUGUGCUUCAACCUCCACGGAGAAAGGAAGUGGCGUCGCAGAAGAAGCGAAACACUACUGGCUGCUCAAUUGUGUAUGCCUCUGGGACUACUUCAAUAAGAAGAAGCAAACUAUAUUAAUUCCAUGGAGAAGAUGGUGCUAUUCUUGUCCCUGGUGGUGUAGUUAGUAUAAAAUUGGGCGAUAUGAAGAACCUAGUGCUUAUAUGGUGGGAGAAUUGUUAGACAUAAAUGUAUGUGAUAUUUAUGAAUAUUUGGAUGAUAAUGUAUGAAUAUUUUGGAUGUUAUACAAUAUAUGUUAUCGAUGGCAAUGUCAUUUUGUUGUUUUA